Magallana angulata is the source of this 2280-nucleotide messenger RNA. Its product is annotated as tetratricopeptide repeat protein 19, mitochondrial-like. The coding region runs from base 42 to 1130 and encodes 362 amino acids. Gene Ontology annotation, cellular component: mitochondrial inner membrane. The record is from RefSeq and is a predicted model, not a curated record. Lineage: Eukaryota; Metazoa; Mollusca; Bivalvia; Ostreida; Ostreidae. Gene Ontology annotation, molecular function: protein binding. The transcript has 2 exons. Gene Ontology annotation, biological process: mitochondrial respiratory chain complex III assembly.
CAUAAAAUUAAAACCAACUUGAAAAAUUUCCGAACUUCAUAAUGUCAUAUUCGACAUGGAAAUCGACUUUGGGUUUGAUGUUAAAAUUGCCUCGCACUUUCAAAUGGAAAUUUCCAAAACAGUUUAACCAUGCUGUGUUUAAUACAACGUUCACCCAACAACGUUUCAAGGAUGCGUUUGAGAAGUUAUACAAGAGUGGGACACAACAGAGAAAAGGCACAUACAAAUUCCUUGGAACUGUGACAUUUACUCGAGCAUUUUUGGGAUUUUUUGGGACUGAUGAUUCAAAGGAUCCAGUGAAAGAGCACAUACGAAUGGGACACAUUGCAGUUGCACGAGAAGAUUUUAAGGAGGCGGAGAAUUGCUACCACCUUGCCCUUCAUGCUGGACAACAACAGUUUAACGAGAAGAAGAUUGACAAGCGGCAGCUAAUCACAAUCAGAAUAUAUGUGUUUGAUUCCUUAGGAAAUCUCGCCCUGAAGAUGGGUGAUCUAAAAAAAGCUGAGGAACUUUACAAAAGGACAUUAAAGGUAGCAGUCCAGAAUGAAUUUUUUACACUAACAGAUAAUGCAACGGUUGAGAUAAGUAUGCGCUUAGCAGCCAUUUAUGCCAUGAUGGGAAAAGAAGAAGAAACCCACUCUGGCUUCCAGUUCUGCAUCAAGACCCAAGAGGACAAAAUAAAAGAGAAUCCAGAUGAGAGUUCCUAUACUUACGGUCUGCUGGGGAUGUGCUUGGAAAACUACGCCAAAUUCCUCGUGAAUGCAAAGCAGUAUGACAAAGCCUUGGAGUACCUGCAGCGCGCGGAGGAGGUGGUGGUGAGAUAUCUGGGUGAGGAGCACCCCCAGAGAAUCGUGGCUCUAAAUGACAUUGGCUCUGUUCACAUUUUAAAGGAAGAUUAUGACAAAGCAGAGAAAGUGUUGAAAAAAGCUUUGGCUAUUGGACAUGCUUGUAAAGAUGAGACAUUGCCUGUCUUAUACUCCAAUCUGGGGGCUUUGUACCUCAGACAGGCGAAAGUGGACAAAGCUUUAGAAAUGUGCAAAACUGGAGAAAAAAUUGGAACUGAGAUGGGGCAUUCUGAAGCUGUCAAAAGAGCCAAGUUUUGUAUUGAAAAAUGUGAAGAGGAAGAAUAGUGUUUGCUUUUCUAUAUUUGUGAAUUUAGAAAAAAAUAAAAUUAAAGCUUUUUUAAUCGUCCUUCUGAAUAACUUAAUUUACAUGUACUAUCUGUCAUAGUAGUGUUCAUUAGAUACACUGUUGUAAUAAGUUAACAAAUAGUCAGAUAUUGAUUAAAAAGUUAAUUAAAAAUGCAGCAGAAAUCCUUAAGGGUCUCAGCUCAAUUUAAUUUAGUUGGGGUUUUUUCAUUGCUUUUACAUAUAUUAAGAAUAUUUUACUCAAAUCAAGGUGUUCAGAAUCGCCAGGUCUUGAAACUACCAUAUUCUUUGGUUGAGGGAUCUAUAUUGUGCUAGCGAUUACUGCAUCACAGUCCUUACAUUCUUUAAGACCCACAACUUUAAACGUUAAUGCAAAGCUUCUGAUGAAGGAGCAGUUGUUAUUGAUAUAAGUACUGCAGACAAGCACUGUAUGCCACAAGCUUCUACAGUUGAAAUAGAUGAGAAACUCAAUAUCCUGGCACCAGAUAUAUUUCAAAGUAAUGACAUCUUAAACAAUACAAUUAAAGCAUCCAAAUUUCUAUUUCCAUUCAAAAAAUAUUAUUCAAGUACUUCCUCUCCUUCAGGACCCAUAAACUACAAAAUUAUCACACAUUCAUUCAACCCAUUGUAAUUCAAUGUACACUUUUUCUCACAAAUUCACACAAGAAUGACAUGGAAUGAAUAAAUAAGGACAUUAAUGUAUCUAGUUCUGAAGUCUUGCACAGCAUUAGCAUGGUUCUAUUACAACAAUGCUUAUUCCACCCAUUUUGUUUAUUGAUCAAUUACUUAAUAAAACACUAAUGCAUUCAACAAAAAAGAUGAAAUUAAAGAGCAAACCAAUGCUAUUUUAUACUUGUAUAUACCAUAUAUUUAAUCUAUUAUGUGUUCUCAACUUCUCAACACUUUGGGGCAGGUUCUCAAAUCUGUGCAAACUGAUAAUUCUUUAAUUUUAUGUUAAUUUUCAUGUGUACAAUUAAAGAAAAACAGUAGAAUUUUUAUACAUGACUAGAUAUCCACAAACAUCAAUCGCAAAUCUCUCAUGCAACCACACUUAACAAUACUCAUACCCAGUCUUUCCCAACAACAUAUUAAAUGAUACAAUAAGAAAAUCUAUUUCACAACAAGAAAAACG